Lachancea dasiensis is the source of this 1251-nucleotide messenger RNA. NCBI's taxonomy places the organism in Eukaryota, Fungi, Ascomycota, Saccharomycetes, Saccharomycetales, Saccharomycetaceae. The record is from the annotation of a GenBank genome assembly.
AUGGUAGCUUUUGCCAAUAAAGGUAAGAGCAAAAGACCCAAGUUUCUAUUCCAAUUGAAAAUCACAGAGUUGACCAACAUUCCUCAGAGCUCAGGUUACUGUUUUGUGAAAUGGCACUUGAAAGACGGUACGGGAACCACGAGCCUAUCAAUGAUCCCGGACGCUGACCAGGGAUCGAACUCAAGUGGUGCGAAAUCCAGUUCCCAAAGUCGGGGAACCACUCCGAGGGUGCUGGUAAAACACCAUCGGGCCCACUGGAACUACACUUUGCCCAAACCAGUGCAAGUGAAGCUGGUCACUGACAAGUAUAAACGUUUGACUCGAAAGGAACUAGUUUUGGAGGUAUACUUCGAGUUCUUAGAAUCCUCGCGUCCUUCUACUGCCAACGAAAAGUCGAGUGACGUUGACACGGCUUCCUCGCUGAAAAAUAGCGCACACUCACAGAAGGUGUCACGGAAAAUGUUGCUUGGGUUGGUAGAUGUUAAUAUCGCAGAAUAUGUCAACCCUGAACAGCGGCAGGUAGCCAGCCGGUUUCUGCUCCAGAAGUCCAAAGUGAACUCGAUCCUCAGUCUUUCCAUUCAAAUGGAACUAACACGCGGUAGUUUCGAUGACUUCCAGCCCCCUCAGUACUUAUCGUCAAAUCAACUCCCCCACGCACUUCGCAACGGCAUCACAGAUGUAUUUGAUGGCUCCUCUGGCGCAAGCUCCCCUGCUUCUUCUUCUUUCAUAGCGAAUGGCAGUGGUCAAGGCUCAACAUCUAAUGCUGCCAAUUCUAACAGCCUUACCAAAAAGACAACAGAUAUUCAAGGCUCGUUCUCCAUUGCCGUCAACAACCCGUUCGUGGAGAAACUGUACCAAAAAACGUUUCAACUCCCAUGGGACCCUCGCCCGGGCGAAUUCACGCCAAAAGAAUGUGUGGAGGAUAUCCUCGAGGGCGGCGACGGCUGGGCCAAGAAUGAAAAGGGUAUUAACUUGGUAGAUAUAGACGCGUUCAAGUUGGACGAAGUGGAAAGAGACUUCGAUGGUCAGCUUCAGGGGGUACCUAUGAAACUGGAUUAUGGGGAAAUUGAUCGACGUGCGUUUCUUGAAAGACGCGUGGGUUUUGAUAGCCAUACGAAUACGGAGAAACGAGGAGUCGGCGGGCGCAAGAAGUUGAACAAUACUAGUGAUCGAGCAAUACCAGAAGACGAAACUGAAUACUACGAGACUCCAAAUUUCAAAAGCUGGACAAUCAGUAAGAUUUUGCCGUGA